Messenger RNA from Dicrocoelium dendriticum, 2229 nucleotides. Lineage: Eukaryota; Metazoa; Platyhelminthes; Trematoda; Plagiorchiida; Dicrocoeliidae. The record is from the annotation of a GenBank genome assembly.
AUGCUGCUCUCAUGGUGUGUGCAGGCCGUGAUCAAAAUUCGUUUUCACGAACCGCGUAUGGAACUACGGGAACGCGAACACUUGAAAAACUGGCGCGAUGAUCAUCCAGGAGAGAGGCUGUUGGAUGUGGAUCACUCUCGUUCUUGUGAUUUUGUCGAUCUGUCUGUCGAUUCGACCAACCCCAACACUGUGGUAUGCGUAUGGAGCGGACGCCAGUGCACAGUGGGAAUCCGUCUCAACUGCAUCGGUACCGAAUUUACGAUUAAAAAGCACGGUGGUGAAAAAGGCAUUCCAUUUCGUUUGCAAGUGGAUUAUUUGAAUGCGGAAACUGGUCAGUACAUUGAAUCAUGCGCCUGUCAGGUGAAAGUGUUCAAGAUGAAAGGUGCUGAUCGAAAACAUCGCACUGAUCGAGAAAAGUUGGAUCGCAAGUCCCGCGAAGGAAGGGCCCUCUAUAGACCCUCGUGUCCGACAACGAAGUUAACCUACCUCCCGGCCGGGCGGUGCGGUGCUCUCUACACGGAAUUAGACUCCGCUACUGUCACGGAUCCCCCUUACAUUUCACACGACCAUCAUGCAAAGCCGAUUUCUGGUGACAGCUCUGUCGACACUGAACAAUCGACAUGCAUCUCUAACCCAUGCAAUGGCUCUCCCCGGAAUGGUGAGAACAGCACAAGCAUCAGAUCAUCCACUCGUUCUUCGUAUCCAGUGUUCGUCAAAUCGAAACAGGAAGUUCCGUUUGUUGCGCCCAGUCAAGCUCCUCAACGACUUGCUCCGGUUCGUAGUCAGCGUAGUUCGUCCGGUCCUCAACUGUCCAGAUCUCCGAAUCGGCGUCUUUCCGCGACAGUCAGCUCCAAUCUGCAACGUCGUCGACGUCAGCGAGGCAUGGAUUCUUGCGUAGGCACGUGUUCUGCCUGUGGCCGGAGUUGCCGUAGCCAUGGAGGCCGUUGGAUGCGUGCCAACAAAGCUCGACCGUGUUGUGCGCACUGGGACAUCACGGCCAAUUCUCGUCCCAAACAAACGGCAUGGUUACCAGAGAAACGCCGCGCGUCGCAUAGUUUCGACCCCAAUUCUUCAAUGCCGUUUCCCCAUCCCAUUGACGCAGCUACUCACACGGUCGCAAAGGAGGUCGUCUUGCCUCACACCCAGGAACUUAGCACUUCGGCGGAAUCCAGUCUCGGCAACGAUGAACUCAACAAGUGGACCAUUGUGGACAAGUGCAGUGAAGAAUCGGAACUCACCUCGGGUACCGUUGCUCUUCGUCUCGGCCCAACUGGGGCACAUCGACGUGGUCUGCCUCAACCCAAUCUGUCUACCCACGACACCGGCUACUCUAGCGACUUGUUGGCCACCGACUUGGAGCCAGUCCAUAGGGAUAAAAUCAUGAAGACAGCACCUUUGGACACAGAGGCACCUGUGUGGGGCGAAUUAGGUGGUGCGUCUCUCACUGAUACCCAUUCUCCUAAGACAGUGUCGACCGCUGCGGACGGAAGUUUACUUGCCGAACAAUCAAAAGGAUUAUCGACUACUACAGAUCAACCUUGUAUUGUUGCCGAAAUGGGGACGGAAGAAGUCUGUAACUGGCUUCGCUCAGCAAGCUUCGGAAAUUUAGUCGAUACAUUUCAGACGUUCACAGGCAAGGAUAUGCUUCGUCUCACCAAAGACGAUUUCACAACUCUCUGUGGCGUUGUUGAGGGUCUGCGCUUGUACAACGCAUUCUAUAACAGACCGGCAAGGCCACGUUGCACGUUAUAUGUCUGUCGCAAGGACACUGCGGUCCAUCAGGCAGUCAUGCUAUAUGAACUCACACGGGACGAGCUGUUACGACGGGUAGCUCCCAUUGUGUCCGCUUGCUUGGACCAAAUACAGCUUUUUUGUCUGCUUACCAAUCACGGGCUCCCAGUGCUGCUCACUAAUGAGCUUGUCGCCCAGUUGGAGCAUCAAAGCUGCUACGAAGCGGAACUACGCUGGCAACCACAACGUAAAGCGCACUUAUUCCUCAGACCAACACUUCGGAACGCCCAUUUUAAUUCCACGCAACACAGUUGAUGACCGAUUGUCUUCUCUCUUUAUGCCUGUUCGCUUGUGUGGAUGAUACUUUACCUUCCGUGGUCCUUCCGUUCUCUCUAUGCGUUAUUUUCUCUUUGUUUAUUUUUCACGUUCUUGUUUUUUCACCCGGCUAGUUUGUACUAUAUCCGAGCAUCGUGUACACAUAAAAUACAUUUACACCCU